Molecule: messenger RNA, 4185 nt
Organism: Linnemannia hyalina
Lineage: Eukaryota; Fungi; Mortierellomycota; Mortierellomycetes; Mortierellales; Mortierellaceae
Source: the annotation of a GenBank genome assembly
AUGCCUGGAAACAAGACUCGUAAGCAAUGUCCAAAUUGCGGGAAGCGCCCGGCGGUCAUGAAGGACCAUAAGCGAUCGCACGAGAAGCCUCCGACGACAAACUUGCAUCAAGUCACGCCAACAACCCCCUGUGUUGUUCGGGACAACCAGAAGGACACAGAAACUGAACUUGUCGCUGGAAAGCUUAUGACGGGAAAUGUGAUGUCCGAUCCAUUGGCGUGGGACUCUGACCCUUUUGAGGCCUUCAGCGCUCAUCAGCUCAAGGUCUACCACUCCAUAGUGAGCCGCAGAUACCGUACUGACUCGCCGCAGCGCGAUCCCGGUAUCGGAUCCAACCCGAAGAGGAUCUUCCCUCGAUACAAAGAUUGUGAUGAUGAGUUGCAUCGAUUCAACCGCAACAGCGACCCCCUCCAAAAGAUCACAAAUUGGGAAUGGAGAGUGGACGAGGAAAUCGCCAGUCCAGAGGUAGCUGCGACGACUGGCUUAGUCGUCCUUACUCAAGGCUAUGCUGUUGGACCCAUCUCGUGCACCAAGGCCGAGAAGUUCUUUUUACAGCAACAUGUCAGGAGCGAUGCACUUAACACCAGCUGUUUUUGCCCUACCGCAAUAUUCAAUACUGAUCGCGUUAACUUCGACAUGGAAGACACUAGUCUCCCAUAUUGCGACCCCACUCAGAUUCUUGACGCGUCAUCCUUGGUUUUCCUGGAUAUGCGAAUCUCCGAGCGGGUAGCCAACUUGAACAAAAUCCAGAAGGAGUGGGCCGUCAAGAUCCCUCAAGCCGACGCAAAGACUAAUGUUCUGAUUGCUGGAUAUACCAACCACUUCGGUCGCAGUCCUGGAACCCUCAGUGGGGUUGAGUACAAGUCCUUUAUGACGACUUGGGAAGGAAUGUCGUUGGUGACUGGUCAGGAUAUCACAGGAAAGUAUGGCCAUGUGGACCGCAUCUUCAACGACGACACCUAUGCCCUCUGUAACUGCAUUUUUAUUGAGGGCGGGAUUAACUUUGGCAAAGGACGCAUGACCCAGUUUACAUCUGCUGUGGCGGCAUCACAAUUUUACGUCAACUGGCUCUGGAGCUGCUUGCCGAGACCAAGGAGUUCAGGGAACAAUGGCAGGCUAUACUGGACGGACCUGUUGAGCUCAACAGAGAAUGGAUGGCGGUUGAUCCCGAGGAGUUCCGUCAAGUCUUUGGCUAGGUUGUCUUAUGAUGACCAACAGAGUCAACAGAGCCAACAAGUGCUACCACCAAAAAACACCGCCAAGGACUCACCCGCUGUCAGUCACAUCCUCCCCUUGAACAAGAAUAAUCAAUCGUUCAAACAGCAACACUACGAUCGGCUCAAGAACCAAGAAUCCCAUCAGCGAGACCAGCAUCAGCACCAACAAUACGAAAAGAACCACGGCGGCCCUGGCUUCAACCCUUGGAUCCUCCAUCUCAUCGAAUCUCGGCGUAAAGUCAUCAAAGCCUUCAUCGUCGGAGGACUUGUAGGCACAGCCGGUGUCGGGAUCUACCACUUUGCGAAAAUUUACAGGCACUCGAGCUGGCCCCAGAUCCAAGCCGACUUCAUUGAUUUUCGCAGUUCCUUGACCGGCCAGACUUCAGGACCCAGUCCCACCCCAGGCGAGCACCGAUCCUUUUCUACAGGAGUAUCUCCCUUUCAGUCACCCGCCCUUCAUCGAUACGAAAAACAAUCCGUCCGAAUGUUGUCCUCUGAGCAGGUGGAUGAACGACUCGCCCAGAACGAAAAGGCCUUCAGAGUGUUUACCAAGGAGAAAGAUUCAAAGGAGAAGAACAAGGACGAGGUCAUUGUCGGCUACUGUGUCAAUCAGGUCGCUUCCAACAACCCGAUCGAGGACGAUCUGUCACGGCAUGUGAUCCGGAACCAGAACGGCGGGAUCGCGAAGGCCUUCUUUGGCGUCUUUGACGGCCAUGGAGGUUGGUGCUGCAGUCAACGAGUUGCUUUGGAGUUGGCGCCCUCUGUUGCUACCGAGCUGGAACAUGUCAAGGACCCUCAUGAUGUCAUGGCGGUUAUGGAGGCUAUUGAGAAUGGGUUCUUAAAACUGGACGACAAGAUUGUAAACCAGACGGUCGAGCAGGUGCUCGAGUUCCCCUCCCGUCCCUUGGCCUGCUCCAGUCUCUUGCCAGCCAUUUCAGGAUCGUGUGCUUUGAUGGCAUACAUCGAUGUCAAUGAGAAGGAUCUCUAUGUAGCCUGUACCGGAGACUCUCGUGCCGUCUUGGGAGUCCGCGAGCCCUCUGUCGCUAGCAAGUCUGGACAUACCUGGAAGGCCGUGCCUCUAUCGUUUGACCAAACAGGAAGGAACCGUUGGGAGGUCCGAAGACUACAGGAGGAGCAUCCCGGUGAAGAAAACACUGUGAUCAUGCGUGGCCGUGUUCUCGGUGGUCUUGAACCAACGAGGGCGUUUGGAGAUGCAAGAUACAAAUGGACAAAGGAGAUUCAGGAGCGCGUGUUCCAAUUAUUCCCCACCUACCGUCAGCCUCACCGCAACUACCAUACCCCUCCCUAUGUUACCGCUAAGCCUGUUGUCAAGCAUCACAAAUUGCAUCCAGAGGAUCGAUUCUUGGUAAUGGCGACUGAUGGACUUUGGGACAAGUUGACUAACGACGAAGUGAUCCAGCUGGUCGGCGAUUUGUUGGAUGGCAAGACUGGCCAGGAGAAUCUGGUUCUGGACCGCGAGGAAGUGAAGUCGAUCAAGGGCAAGCUCCAGGCGAUCCAAGGCGUUAUCACGGGCAAGAAGAACGAGCAGAACGAGGAAAGCGAGGAAUUGACGCCAGUCAAUUUGCCGCCCAAGGGUCCUGCCAGCCAAAUCAGGCAAUUCACUUUCAAGGACCAAUCCAAUGCCUCGACACAUCUUGUCAGGAACGCUCUCGGAGGCGGCCACGACGACCAAUUGGCUGCCACUCUUUCCAUCCCCUCGCCCAUGAGCCGCGUCUACCGCGACGACAUCACCGUUACGGUUAUCUUUUUCGGACAGGAAGAGUCCAAGAGUCAUUUUAAGAGCGACCAAACCACCGAUGGAUCACGGCAUGUCACCAACCGGAAACAGUAUUCCACUGGCGCUACUGCUUCCGAAGGAGGAGCCGUCAAGAUACCGGCUACUAAGAACGUGCAAGGAAGCUUCGAAGUCAAGACGUAUAUUUCAAAGAUCAAUGAUCCAUAUACCAACCUGGCCUUCGAAGAAUGGCUGUUCAGGAACUCUGAUCCAUCGACAUAUAUCCUGUUCCUCUACAGGAACUCCAAAUCUGUCAUUGUUGGGAGGAACCAGAACCCGUUCAAGGAAUGCAACCUGAAGCUGUUGGCGCGUGAUGGUAUCCCGUUUGUAAGACGCAAGAGUGGAGGCGGAACUGUGUAUCACGAUAUGGGCAAUACAAACUACUCGAUCAUGAUGCCGAGGGAGGUCUUUGACCGCAGGACGAAUGUAGAGUUAAUCUGCCGCGCUUUGCAUGAGCUUGACAUCCCUGCUUCUGUGAACGAGCGUCACGACAUUGUCGUCGAUGGCAAAAAGAUAAGAUCGGCAUUCAAAUUGAUCCAACAUCGCGCAUACCACCACGGGACAAUGCUAAUCGACACCGACCUCUCCUCGCUUGGCCAAUACCUCAAAGUCGACAGGACAAGCCUCGUCACAAAGGGCGUCGCUUCUGUGCGCUCACCUGUCACCAGAUUGCGCGAGUCCUCUUUCACAAUCGACCAUCUUUCCUUCUGUGAGGCAACACGGACAGAGUUUUUGAAACGAUAUGCCUAUGAUACCUGGCGCCAGAACCUGGAGGGCGAACCUAUUGUUGUGGACGAGGAGAUGAUUGAGGGCUUGGAGGCUGUCAAGGCGAUUCGAGAUGAUAUGAAGACUUGGGAGUGGAUGUAUGGACAGACACCCGAGUUCUCGUACAAGCUCGAAAAAUCCUUCUCCUGGGGCACCGUGAAUGUGACGAUCAAGUCAAAGGAAGGAUUGAUUACACAGGUGGAUUUGGACUCGAUGGACCAGUUAAUCAACGCACCCUCGUUGCCAUUGACGGCUCUCGGCAUUGGAAUGGAGGGGCAGAGAUACGAUGCCCAGGGACUGGAUUUGGCUGUUGAGCGGAUCAGGAAUGAGGCCCCCGAGGUCCUUGCCCCCCCCGGUGGCGCACAAAAAGUCAUGGAUGUCGUCCGUUGGCUCAAGGAGGAGCUCUAG